CUGUAAAUCAUACUUCUCCCACCAAGCAUGUUUCUAAAGAGUUCCUGAAGCUGUCCCCAGCACAACCCUGAUCCUAGGCAAGUGGUGAGCUCCUUCUAGCAAACCACUGUCACCUUUUGGCUGCUCUGGCUUUUGUGAUAGUGCAAGAGCAACUCUUGGAAAAUGAAUUCAAAUUCCGUGAAGAUUUAUACAUAUAAACCAACAAGCCUCCAGUGCAGGCAUCACUCUGAUCCUCGUACCUACACAAACCUUAAUCCUCCAGUCAUGGAGGACAGAUAUUCAGGUUAAACAGCUGGCAACAAAAUAGAAAGGAGUAUUGUUGGCCUCUGCCUGGCUAUAUCUGAGUCACAGUGACUUCUCUCAAGCACUCUCACUGAGCAGAACUUGGAGCAUUGCCAUGCAGUGGGCAAUAUAAGAGGCAGCACUUUUGGGAGGAGACAAACAACAGCAGCAUUAUUAUCAAAGGCUGCGAGGGCAAUUAGUACAAACCUGGUCUGAGUGUUCACUGCAAGGAGCCUGAGCCUGCAUUCUCCCACACAAUGACGCUCACUCAAGCUGAGAAGGCUGCCGUGAUCACCAUCUGGACAAAGGUGGCUACCCAAGCUGAUGCCAUUGGGGCAGAAUCACUGGAGAGGCUUUUCUCCAGCUAUCCCCAGACGAAAACCUACUUCCCUCAUUUUGAUCUCAGCCAAGGCUCAACUCAGCUUCGUGGCCAUGGCUCCAAGGUCAUGAAUGCCAUUGGGGAAGCUGUGAAGAACAUUGAUGACAUUAGAGGCGCUUUGGCCAAACUCAGUGAGCUGCAUGCUUACAUCCUUAGGGUGGACCCAGUGAACUUCAAGCUGCUUUCCCACUGUAUCCUGUGCUCUGUGGCUGCCCACUAUCCUAGUGAUUUCACCCCAGAAGUUCAUGCUGCGUGGGACAAGUUCCUGUCCAGUGUUUCUUCUGUUCUGACUGAGAAGUACAGAUAAAUGGCCUCCGCAGAGGAUGAAGGACGCGCAUCCAUGGCACAUCACAGCUGCCAAGCUUUGGGGUAUUCACUCCUUCCUAUGCAGUCCUCUCAAAUCCCCUAUGCAGGGGCUUGGUCAUCUGCAAACCACAAUAAAUAAUUCAACUGUGAA
Molecule: messenger RNA, 1118 nt
Organism: Cygnus olor (mute swan)
Lineage: Eukaryota; Metazoa; Chordata; Aves; Anseriformes; Anatidae
Product: hemoglobin subunit pi
Exons: 4
Coding region: 540-968 (142 amino acids)
Biological process (GO): oxygen transport; hydrogen peroxide catabolic process
Cellular component (GO): blood microparticle; hemoglobin complex; haptoglobin-hemoglobin complex
Molecular function (GO): heme binding; oxygen binding; iron ion binding
Source: RefSeq, a predicted model, not a curated record